Lolium perenne is the source of this 903-nucleotide messenger RNA. The record is from RefSeq and is a predicted model, not a curated record. NCBI's taxonomy places the organism in Eukaryota, Viridiplantae, Streptophyta, Magnoliopsida, Poales, Poaceae.
AUGGAGGGUCCGGGGCUGGGGGACACGCUAUCGUCCAGAAGCCGCGGCAGCGGCAGGAGCUGGGGUAGCUCCAUCUCGCACUCCUUCCGUCAUCAGGGCCUCCAGGCCGACACCGACGACCCCUUCAGGCGAGGCUCCCGGCGGCACGACGACGACGACGAGGAGAACCUGCGGUGGGCGGCGCUGGAGAAGCUGCCCACGUACGACCGCAUGCGCCGCGCCAUCGUCCUCCACGAGUUCGCCGUCGGGGGCCUGGUGGAGAUCGAGCACCUGACCAGCGGGGAGGGCGGCCGCGCGCUGCUGGAGAGGGUGUUCCAGGACGACAGCGAGCGCUUCUUGACGAGCCUGAGGGAUCGGGUGGACAGGGUCGGUAUCGAACUCCCGGCCAUUGAAGUACGCUACCAGGAUCUAUCCGUCCAGGUGGACGCCUUCGUCGGGAGCCGAGCCCUGCCCACGCUUUGGAACGUUGCCACCAACUUCCUCCAGGUAUCUCACUGUCAGAUUGCCCAAAUAAUGGCUCCUCGUCCGAUCUAGAAACCCUUGUCUUGGGUCUCCUGCUCGGUCCCAAGACCCUCGUCUCGCAUGAAGUCGCCGUCAUUGAUCAUCUUGUGCAUGUAGGCAUCAUGGUCCUCGGCAUAGUAGGCCUAUGGAUAAUUUGACAUCACAAACCUACUCUCAAACGCAAGUGGAUGAGUAAAUAGAUGAUCAAUGGCCAUAACUGGUCGGCCGACAUUGGGAGUGGCAUUCCCUCGAACACCUUGCGGAGCACGGGCAUGUUCUCCAGCGCAGUCGCUUGUCGCGAAUCUAGGAUUUUGUGCUAGGGUGGGCCAACUAGACACAUUUUUUUCUUCAAUACCAAAAAAAUAAUGUACAAUUGUAUUGGUAUGUAAUAACAAUAGAAAU